CCCCAAUUCCGCGGUCUACCAACAUGUUCAUCCUCCGAGUUCACUCCGUCGACCCCCACCACCCUCUCGAUCUCGAGGAGACCGCCUUCUCCGUCGUCUCCUCCGCCGCCACCAAUCACCCGGAGACCAUCUCUAGCCGGAACCCUAAGUACGGUGAACGGAGAGGCGUCGUUCACCUGUACCGGAGCGCAUCGCAGAGUUCGCUCCCGAACCCUAGCUCCCGCUCCACUUCGCUCUUCGUCGUCGCCGUCCCCAACUACUUGUCCCCCGAUGGGUUCGUCCGGUUCUGCGAGACCCACAUCGACAGUGUCCUCGAGCUCGUCUUCAUCAGAAAUGACGGGAUGGAAGAUCGGUAUAGCGUGUUGAUCAAGCUCGAUUCCCAAUUGGCUGCCGAUAGAUUCUACAACAACUUCAAUGGGAAACGAUUCUCUCCUUCUGAGGCAGAGGUAUGCCACAUCUUGUUCCUGCUCUCAGUGGAUUACACCGAUUCGGCUGAGGUUGCCAGCACUCCUCCGGCAGGGUUCGCGGCGUUGCCUACUUGUCCAAUAUGCCUUGAGAGGUUGGAUCCUGACACUAGUGGAAUAGUCAGUACCCUUUGUGAUCAUUCAUUUCAAUGUUCAUGCACUUCAAAGUGGACGUAUCUGUCUUGCCAGGUCUGUAGAUAUUGUCAGCAGGAGGACGAGAAACCGACCUGUGCUGUUUGUGACACGUUGGAAAAUCUCUGGGUUUGUCUGCUUUGUGGCUUUGUUGGUUGUGGAAGGUAUAAAGAAGGGCAUGCGGUAAGGCAUUGGAAACGUACAGAGCACCAAUACUCUCUUGAUUUAAGAACUCAGCAAAUAUGGGACUACGUUGGUGACAACUAUGUCCAUCGCCUAAACCAGUCGAAAGCGUAUGAUAAGUCUGUUGAUGUGAACUCUAACUGUACAUACAUGGAAGGAGAUUGUGGUACCUGUGAGUGUAGUAGUGACGAUGCUGGUUUUGGUGGGGCUCUCUAUAAUAGCAAAGUUGAAGCAAUUGUUGAUGAGUACAACCGUCUUCUUGCAAUACAGCUAGAGACUCAAAGACAGUACUACGAAUCUUUAAUAGCAGAAGCCAAAGGUAAGCAAGAAAUCUCGAUCUCGGGAGCAGUGGAGGAAGCUGUGAGUUCAACAAUGCAGGAGCUCCAGAAUAAGCUGGAACUAUGUGAACGUGAAAAGAAUGCAGUGGCAGAAGUCAACCGAGGUCUCAUAAAGGAUGAAGACACUUGGCGUAAAAAGGCCAAAGAAAUAGAAGCUAGGCAAUCUUCAUCUUUAAGUUCCAAGGAUGAGAUGAUACUUGAUCUAGAAGAACAGAUUCGAGAUCUUACAGUUUACCUUGAAGCUCAGAAGACUCUGAAUAAGAUGACAGAUCCUAGUGACAUCCGCGAAGGGACGUUAUUACCUGUGCCUUUGAAGCAGUCCUCCCCAGCCAAAACCAAGAGGAAUGCCAAGUCGAAUAGAAGACGAAAUUAAAUAGUGUACCAACUGUAACCAAUCUUGCACAGGGUUCUGCAUUCUUGAAACUUCAGUGUUGUGUAUACAGGAGUUGUCUCGAAGAAAGAAGCAUUGUUCGUGACUUCGUGCUCUGUUCGACCUCAAAACCUCUCGUUGUACAAUCAUUUAACCUACUGUGAUAGAUAACCAUUGUCUGUUCCAAGCCUUAUCUGCUCGUAGAGUUCGUAUAAGAUGUAUUUUGGUUCUUGCUCCCUGAUACCUUCGUUUAGUGCUACGAUCCGGUACAUUGCAGCUAAUGUCAACAUUGCAUUUUACACUUCA
Messenger RNA from Linum tenue, 1793 nucleotides. The record is from the annotation of a GenBank genome assembly. NCBI's taxonomy places the organism in Eukaryota, Viridiplantae, Streptophyta, Magnoliopsida, Malpighiales, Linaceae.